Messenger RNA from Staurois parvus, 495 nucleotides. NCBI's taxonomy places the organism in Eukaryota, Metazoa, Chordata, Amphibia, Anura, Ranidae. The record is from the annotation of a GenBank genome assembly.
AUCAGUGCUCUGAUGAUCGGUGCCCAGCAAUGCCACCCGCAAGUUCCGCCCACCUGUGCCCAGCAGUGCGCCCUACUAGCUCCGCCCACCUGUGCCCAGCAGAUCACCCACCUGUGCCCAGCAGUGCCCCCACCUGUGCCACUCUGCAGUGUCACACACCUGUGCCCACCAGUGCCACCCACCAGUGCCCGCCAGUGCAGUGCCGCCCGCCAGUGCCGCCCGCCAGUGCCGCCCGCCAGUGCCGCCCGCCAGUGCCGCCCGUCAGUGCCGCCCGUCAGUGCCGCCCGUCAGUGCCGCCCGUCAGUGCCGCCCGUCAGUGCCGCCCGUCCGUCAGUGCCGCCCGUCAGUGCCGCCCGUCAGUGCCGCCCGUCAGUGCCGCCCGUCAUCAGUGCCGUCUAUCAGUACCCAUCAUCAGUGUCACCUAUCAGUGCCGCCUAUCAGUGCUGCAUAUUAGUGCCACCUAUCCGUGACACCUCAUUAGUGCUGUCUAUCAGU